AUGACUCGACCUGCCAUGGACACUGAUUUGGGCGCUCAGUCUCGCCGGUCGACCCGCACUAAGAGUCAGCCAGCUCCUGCUGACAAGAAAGGGAAAGCUGCUGCCUCGAAAUCAUUAAAUGAACCCAAAUCUCGGGAGGAAGUGAUCGACUCGGAGGAAGACGCUAUUGAGGAACAGGAAGACAAGGACGACGAGGAAGAGGAAGAAGUCUUGGUCAGGAAAUCUCGGAGGGUUCCUGCUGCGGCUGCUGUUGCUGCUUCUGUUGCACCUCCUGCUGCUCAGGAGACUCGUAGGAGUGGACGAUCAGCACCUACCCGCUCGAACGCUCGUUCCCCAGCGCAAACUGUCAAACAGUCCACUGCUCGCCCCGCACCUGUAGGAAAGAAGGCCGUGGCAAAGAGCGGAAAGAGCGUACCUCCUAAGAAGGCUAAAACGGUGGCGCCUGUUGAGAUCGAAUCGGACGAGGAUGCUGAGGACGAAGACAGCGGUGAUGAUGACGAUGAUAACCAUGAGCCCUCCUCUGACGAUGAUGAUGAUUCGGGCUCUGAUUUUGAACAACCCGCCGCCACUAAGAAGAACGCCAGGUCUCUCGCUACCAAGAAGGCCGGUCAACCCAAGAUUCCCAUCAUCAGACAAAAGAAAUCUGGCGCUUCUACCAUGACAUCCAAAUCAGCAAAGGCAUCAAAAUCACCCAAGACUGCUGCCCGCAAACCCUCUGCAUCUACAAACGACCAAGAGGACGGUGUCGAACGUGAAGAUGGAGAAUCGGACCUUUAUGCUGCUGUGCUGGACUCACAGGUGGCUCUUGACACGGUUGUUACGGAAUGGAUCGGAUCAUAUGAGAAAUCUGCAGACGAGGCCUUGCUAGCCUUAACGAACUUUCUUAUCCGGAGCUGCGGAUGCACUCAAUUUGUCACCGCUGAAGAGUUUAACGACAACGACAAUCUGCUCGAGAACCUGCAGGAUAUUUUGAUGCGAUACAAGCAGAACACCACCAACUUUGACUACCCGAUUGUGUCUAAAGCAAAGGAAUUCAAAAAGUUCAAGAAGAAUCUCCUGGAAUUCUACACGCGACUUAUUCAAAAGACUCAAGGAGACAUUCUUUUUGAUGGUGUCUUUAUGGAAAGCCUCCUUACGUGGACUAUCUCCCUCUCCAGCACCACAUUCCGACCUUUCCGCCACACUGCGGCAGUCGUUGCCCUCAACCUUGUUAUGUCCUUGGCCGAAUUUGCAUCAGAGAUUCAGGAGGAACUGAAUGUCACUAACCGUCAAUUGGCGACCAAUCAGAGGCAAAAGGCGACAGCUACAAAGAUCAAGCAGCUGGAAAAGAAGGUCGCUCAAGGCCAGACCCGCAAGGUUCAGGUGUUGGAGUGGAUUAAUGAGAUCUUUGUCAGUGUAUAUGUACUGAGAUGGCGCGAUGUGGAUCCUCUCGUUCGAUCGGACUGCGUGCGGGAACUUGGACAGUGGAUGAUAGCCUAUCAGGACCACUUUGUCACCUCGUCAUACCUCAAAUAUCUCGGCUUUGUCCUUUCCGACAAGGCCGCUGCUGUUCGUUUGGAGGCGCUCAAGGUCCUGGCCAAGUUGUACGAGAUCGAUAACCAACCCACAGCUCUUCGUCAGUUCACCGCUCGGUUUACGGAUCGCUUUGUCGAAAUGGCCAUUGGCGAGUCUGACACUUCGGCCCGUUUGGGAGCGAUUAAGGUAGCGACCCUUGUUCACAGGCAUGGACAGCUUGAGGAGGAGGAUCAGGUUAAACUGAGCGCCCUGAUCUUUGGAGCAAACGCCAAGGUGCGCAAGGGCAUAGCCAAGUUUGUGAAGGCUCGCAUUUGGGAGGACGAGGUUGAGGGUAGAAUGGCUGCCGGUGAGAUCGUGAUCUCGUCAUCAAAGGAAUCUACAGAGCUGAAGAAGGAUUGGAUCGAACUCAAGUCACUCGCUAACUUCCUCAUCAAGGUUGGAAAGACCGUUGAGGAGCAAAACGAAAUCAUUGGGCGUAACGACAACCAAGCUGACAAGACUGGUACCCGACUCUUUGAGGAAACCAAGGUUGGAAGAAUCGCUUUGGCCGUCGAAGCUCUCUGGCCCGAGAUCGAAUCCCUCAAGAACUGGCAAUCGAUCGCCAACUAUCUUACGGAAGAUCACUCCACUAUCCCGGUCGCCUCUUCCAGCUCACAGAGCACCCACGCAGCCAAGUCGCUGGAUGAGCUUUACAGCUUGAACGAAGAGGAAGAAAAUGUUCUUUUGGAGAUUUUGAUCGCCAGUUUGCAGAUGAUUGUUCACCCUCCUGCCGCCCCUGGUUUCCUCAAGGACAAGGCCAAGCUCAAAGCCCAACAGGAUGAGGUUGCAAAUGAAGUUGGGAGAUUCUGCGUUGGGCUGUUGCCUCAGCUUUUCCUGAAAUAUGGUAUCGAUGCUGUCCGUGUUCGAUCUGUCCUUGUCAUCCCUCAGAUCGUUCCUCUGAACGUCUAUCUGGACAUGCGCAUGAUUGCCGCAUAUGAGGAUCUCGUGGACGAGGUGGUGAAGGUUUUCAAGAAGCACACAGAACCCUCUGUUCUCCAUACCGCUGCCGUGACGAUUAGAGCAUUCCAGGGGUACGAGGUCUUAAAGACCUCGCAUGAAGCCAAGAUUGAAGCUUUGGGAGCAUCGCUCCUCGAAUCUUUCUUGAACUUGAUCGCAACUGAGGAGGAUAUGACCGAACAGGAUGCCCAAGAGGAGAUGACUCUUGCCCUCCGAAGACUCGAGCAUUUGGUCAAGUGCACAGACGUUACCUCAAGGACGCCCCGUGAAUCUACCCAGAACCCCUUUGAUGGGCUUUUGAAGGUCGUCGGACGCUACAAGACUGCUCAGGGACCCGAUGCCGAGUUGACUAUCUCGGCUCUUUCGAUUUCUUUCCUAUGGAUCUCAUGGGUAUGCAGGAAUAACGCCUCAAAGCACGGACAGGAUGCGGAUUGGACAGAAGAUGAUGCCCAGGAGAUGCUUCACAUGCGAGACGCGCUCGUCCGGACGAUCUCUGGCUUGACUGACAAGGACAACCAUGAUGUCGAUGCUCGUCUUCGACGCAAGGCUUUCCAGGUACUUGGUGACAUCUACUGGCUUUUUGGCGGAGAUAUGUUCCACUCGUCGAAGGGCGCCAACCGUCAUAGCCUGUACAUGACCUGCCCUGAGGCGACUCAAGCAGAGUGUGAGAGCUUUGUCCGCUCGGAAUUGGAUCUGUGGGGCGAGAAGGUUCGGGAGAAGGCGAAGGCAAUUCAGGCAGCCAGGACACCAACGGCAGGUACCGAUGGGGCAGGAGCAGAUGCCAACCCUGAGAACGAUAUGGACGGAGCAGAGGGGGGUGCUGACGCUGAAGAGCUUUUGGAGGAUGAGAAACUUGCUGCUGCUCAGAUUGAACAAGAGGAUAAGUAUGAGAUGUUUGGAACCGUCUUUUCAUUCAUGCGUCAGAUUAUCCUCAAAGACUUCAGCAUGGAGCAUGCCGUCGCUGUGGUUGCCCAAUACGGCCGCUUUGGUGCAGAGUUUGACGAGGGUGUGAAGCGAGUUAUUGCGGCAAUCAAGGCUCAAACCACCUCUAGUGCUUCCAGACAAGCGAACCAGCAAAAGACCGAGGUCUUUAUGUCGGUGUGCAUGGCCUCCCUCAAGCAGGCUUUCGAGCUCUUUGUGGAUGGACAUGUCAGGUCGACGAACCAGGCACUCCAGCUGGCAAAGGUCUUGAUCACAGCUAUAAGGCCACCAGGUUUCAUGCAGACCAUCAGAGCGGGAAUUGACGUGGGCCUUGUGUGGAACAUGCAGAGACAGGGUAUCAACCAUGCGAUUGAGAAGAUUGUGGCCUAUGAUCAAGAUGACGAUCAGGUCAAGAAGGCCAAGAUGGUCAAGUUCUUUGAUAUUCUCAGUCAAUUGCUCUUUGGUAUCCAAUCCAGGACCGCCGAGAUCACCACAAUGCAAGAGUUGGUCAAGUCCAAGUGCGAAGAGAAGUCUCUGGCUGUGGAUGAUGAUAAUGUCUGGGAGCCAUUGCGGCAGUACCAAUCCAAGCUGGAGAAGUUGAUGCACAAGGCCACGGUUGAGCAUGCUGCUGCGGCAAAAAAGGCGGAGGACGCUGCGCGACUUCGGGACGAACAACAGCAGCAGCGGCAAGACAAAGAGCAAGAAUUGCACGAUGUUGAUAUGGAAGCUGAGACGACCAACCAAGACGCAGAUGCCGCAGCAACAGCUGUAGUCGAUGAGUCUGUCCCUGAGGCCGAGAAGGUUGCCGGAAAGAAGCGUCUUGCAACCCCUGAGGAAGACGAGGAGGCUGGAGCGAGUCAUGAUGGACACAAGCAGAGGCGGACGGAUGAUGUCGAUGAACAGGCUAGCGAUAAUGAGAGCCGUUCGAGCGAGCAGGGUGUUGCCGUUAACGAGACCAAGCGUCUUCGUGUUCGCUAG
Messenger RNA from Linnemannia hyalina, 4410 nucleotides. The record is from the annotation of a GenBank genome assembly. Lineage: Eukaryota; Fungi; Mortierellomycota; Mortierellomycetes; Mortierellales; Mortierellaceae.